Messenger RNA from Strongylocentrotus purpuratus (purple sea urchin), 3493 nucleotides. Its product is annotated as zinc finger protein 2 homolog. Gene Ontology annotation, molecular function: protein binding; chromatin insulator sequence binding. NCBI's taxonomy places the organism in Eukaryota, Metazoa, Echinodermata, Echinoidea, Camarodonta, Strongylocentrotidae. The record is from RefSeq and is a predicted model, not a curated record. Gene Ontology annotation, cellular component: chromosome. Gene Ontology annotation, biological process: regulation of transcription by RNA polymerase II. Bases 160 to 2406 code for a protein of 748 amino acids. The transcript is spliced from 3 exons.
GAGGAGGAUGACAGUCUAGUGUCGGAUAUAAGUGCGUUAGAGACAGGUGAAGAUUAUAAUAACGAUUAUGAGGAGGAUGUAAAGCAAGAGGAGAACGACGAUGAAGAUGACGAGGAUGACAACGAGGGUGACAGCUACCAGGAGUGGGAUGAUGACGAGAUGGAGACGGAGGAUGAAGAAGAAGAAGACUUGGAUGUUCCACCAUUACCGGAGGGAUUCUGGUACAAGUUUUCCUCAUCUCGUCGUGAUGAAGACCAGAAGAUCGUUGGAGUGACCGCUGAGGAGGAGAUCCCUGCUGGUAAGCAGUAUGGACCGCUGGAAGGUGAACUGGUGGGAGAGGAUGAGGGGUGCUUGUCACAGUCAUCUUGGGAGUUGUGCACCAAAGGCAAUGUACUAUUGUACAUAGACGGUGGGUCAGACUGGCUAUCUCAUAUACAGUGUACACAGAGGCAAGGUGAGCAGAACAUGGAAGCCAUUCAGCUCUAUGGAAACAUCUACUACAGGACUACAAAGUGCAUUGAACCAGGAAGUGAGCUCAGGGUGUUCUACAGUAAGGAGUAUUCAAACCAUGUUGGGUUCGAUACCGACCUUGGGGAACUCACAUUCCACUCAGAUUUGAAUGCCUUCUCCUGUCCUCGAUGUGAUAUUCAUUACACCGACCCAAAACUUAUGCUAAGACACAUCAAGCUAUCCCACCAAGGCAAAUCAUCUACCGACCUUCGACCUGUCGUUACCUUUGAAACUAGAAGCAAGACUUCAGAAUGCAAGCAAUCUUUGGAGAAAGCGCUGAGAGAGGAGGGUAAGAUGUUCAGACGCGCAACUCAACCUCUGAAGCCUGUAGCUAAUCACCGUACUGAGCAGGAGAGGAGAAAUUCAAGCGAGAUUCUACCUUCAACUAGCCAUAUUCCAUCUUCAACUAGCCAUAUUCCAUCUUCAACUAACCAUAUUCCAUCUUCAACUAGCCAUAUUCCAUCUUCAACUAGCCACAAUCCAUCUUCAACUAGCCACAAUCCAUCUUCAACUAGCCACAAUCCACCUUCAACUAGCCACAUUCCACCUUCAACUAGCCACAAAACCCACAGGCAGACUCUGGAAGGUAAGGAGUCAUCAAAGUCUUCCAGGGAAUUGAACAAGAAUAUUGAAAGUAGAACUCAUGAAGUGAAACCUGAUGUGAAGCCUGCCACCAAGUCUGGGAAAGAUCUUGUUUGCGUGACUUGUUGUAAGACGUUCACCACAGAGGGCAGGCUUCAAGCACACAUGAUGUUUCACACAUUCACAACUAAACACAAUUGCCCAAUCUGCGGAGAAACACAAUCCAGUAAGCAUAAGCUUGUGAGACACAUGGCUAGCCAUCAAAGAAUGAUCUACCAAUGCCAGCAGUGUCCUAAGACAUACUUCUCACCCAAAUCCUUGUAUUGCCAUGAACAGAAAAUUCACAGGAAGGCGGACAAGUACUACACUUGUAGCAUGUGCCCUUUGCAAUUCAGAUGGAAACAUGGGAUGAGAGAACACGAGAAGGAGCAUGAGAGGAACCAAGAGAGGGCGCCACAGAGAGAACUCACGAUCCAGGAACUCGUCAACCCUGAGAACAGGACGACCCACAAACGUAUAAAGUUGAACAAAGUCAACAAACCAAGAAGAGUGGUACAGAACAUGGAUGUUGUACAUGAAGAUAAUGGGGAUACUUCCAACAAGGAUAUGCUUGGCAAGAAGCCGGAUUAUUUCCAGGAUCCAUCGCUUCGAUUCAAGUGUAAAUAUUGCCCGAAGAGAUACACCUCUGUUAGCUGUGUGAAGACCCAUGAGCGAGAGGUCCACGAAGGCAGGGGGAGAUAUAAGUGCUUGUAUUGUCCAAAGCAGUUUGUGGAUCGCUGUCGUUAUGAAAUUCACCAACAGAAACAUAACGUUACAGAUAAACUCUACAAGUGUACAGAAUGUCCACGUUCCUUCGCAUCCGAGAAUGCCCUGAAGAACCACCAUGGGGAACACACAGGCCUGAAACCAUUUAAGUGCGACGUAUGCGGGAAGGGCUUCGGGAGGAAAGAACUAGUGAAAGCACACAUAGGCAGGGUACACAGUGUGGUAGAGCUCAAGUUUCCAUGCUCGUUCUGCAACAAGAGGUUUGCUAAGCAGUGGGACAUGAAGAAACAUGCGCUCCGGCAUACAGGUAUCCGACCGCAUGAAUGUGGAAUAUGUGGGAAGGGAUUCACUGCCAAGCAUUCGCUGCAGUUACACGUACGUGCCGUCCAUGAGAAGCUGAAACCUUAUGAGUGUGAUAUAUGUGGAAAGAGAUCUAGCGUCAGUCAUCAUCAUAAUGUACAUGUACUCAUGCACAAGAAAAAAGGACAGCAUAAACCCAUAGGAGAAGAAAAUCAAAAAUCAUUUGAUGAUAUGAUAAAAGACUCUUGAGUAGAUUCAGAAACUAUGAAUGAAUUUAAGUAUCUUCUUCAAAUUGGCAACAUCCAUUUACAUUCUUCUCACCAAAGAUGAAUUGAAAUGCAAAGGUCAUCAUGGGUUUCGCUCCCUGACAUGGCACUAAUGUCCAUAGAUAAGGCAUUAAUCUACAUUUGCCACUCCAUACCCUGGAUAGAAAUGGGAACCUAGUAGGAUGACGAAUGUUUUUGAGUUACUGUUCGUCAUAUGCCCCCAUGGUGUCCUUAUGGUAGGAAUACUCCCCAGAGAGUGGAGAUGGUGCACAUUAUGCAUGAAUGAAUCCGAUGACUGGGAUAAUAUUAUCUAUAAAGCGCUUAGAGAGUUUCGUAUUAAGCGCAGUAUAAAUCCAGAUUGUUAUUAUUAUUAUCAUUCCCGUAUUAUUGAAUGCAGGAACCACCCAUAGUCAAUGGGUUAUCGUGAAAGAAGUGAUGGAUUAUUCCCCCCCCCCCCCCCCCUUGAAAAUGUUCCAUGUAACAAUACACAUUCCAGUACUAACGAUUCAAAAAUAUAUACAAAUGUAUUUGAUAAUGAGGAUGAGUUACAGUCCUGAUUGUACGAUCUACAUGUAUACUUGUAUAGAAAGUAUUCUUUGAUGCACAAAGUGCAAAGAUCAUGUAAACUGUGUAUAUGGCUUAAUAUGCUCAAGCCAAGGUAGCAAAAAUGUAGGAAAAUUAUGAUGUUGAAUUCAAAUUAAUCUAUCCAAAUGGAAGAAUUUAAUGUUUUUUGUGAAGUGAAAGUAACUACAACUGAAAUGAACUCUUCUCCUUUUGAUCUUGUAUGCUGAAAAAUUGAUCACACUCUAAAAUCAAGAGAUAAAUGAAUUAUUAUUUUGUACUGCAGAUUAUUAAAUCCAGCAUCAAUUGUGAAUCAUCUAUAGAGUGUGAACCUGGGGGGUGUGUCACAAAGACUAAGAUCGACUUAAGUUGGACUUGAACUAUGGCAGGCCAUCCAUGCCACUUGUUAUGAUCUUUAAAUAUCAUUUUUUUACUUCAAUAAUGAACUAUCAAAAAAUGUAAAUUCUGUAGAUUUGUGACCACAAUUUGUACGUCCCUUGAGAAACCAA